CAAUUCAGAACGUGUGUACAUUUUGAGUGUGCACUAGUGUCUCCGCUGGAAGUUAAAAUAAUUAAACAAAAACAAAAAACAAAAGAUGUCGAUCAAAGUGGACGAAAUGCGUAGAGGACUCUUUAAAAUAUCGUGGACGAUGGAAGGUUUAGGACACGACGAUGUGACAAUACAAAAGGGUGUCUUCCAAAUCAACAACUCUGCACGCUCUACUUACAUUGUUUACUCACGAUCCCGAAAGCCAUCGCUAAUUGAUUACGCUGACGUGUGCAUAAUGCUGAAAAAAAAGGCGAACCAGUUAGAAGAAGACAAUCAACAGCAGAUGUCGGCUGCUCCGGCCGAUAUGAAAACGCCCGUGUGUAAAAAUGGCCGGACGAUGUCGUUCAUGGAUCAUUACGAAACUCCGCUAUUCGUCUGGGUAGAGAACGAAGUGCUCGUCAAGAAUGCCAUGAUGCAUCUAGAAGAUGCGUGGCAAAUCUUUGUGCCCAUCACCAACUACAAUGAACCAACAGUCACGUUAUACAUGGAUUUCGGGUCAAACAGCUUAGGUCAAACGAGAAUGAUUAAAGACUUUGCUGAAUUGUUCGUCAAUCAAACGAAUUGCGACGUGCAGUUUCGUAUUCAAGGGAUAACUAUCGGUGCUCACGUCGUGAUUCUCUCAGCUCGCAGCUCCGUUUUUGCCGCCAUGUUCCAGUGUGACAUGCAAGAGUCUAGAACGAAGAAGGUCGUCAUCGAGGACAUCGAACCAGAAGUAUUUCGACAACUCCUUCAUUACCUUUACACGGGCACGUGUCCACUAUUGAAGAUGAAAUCAAUUACUCAAGAUCUGUUCGUGGCCGCUGAUAAAUACGACAUCGAUACGCUGAAAGAUGAAUGCGUCGAUAUUCUGUUGGCACAGCUGGAAAUCAAGAAUUCGAUUGGCAUGCUAAUUUGGUCUCAUUUGCAUUCGAUCACGACCCUCUUUGACGCUUCGAUCAAGUGCAUUGCUACGCACGGGUCCACCAUUUGCUUCUUGCCUGAAUGGAAGGAUUUGACUCACGAUUAUCCCGAUUUAUGUCUGAUGGCUACACAGCAAAUGAUGAAGAACAAGAUUCACGGUAGCGUUUUCGGAAGCGAUUGCGAAACUGAAUGCGAGCAGGAUCCUCUGGUCGACCGAACCGGACAAUACGAACAAGUUGAUUUCACCGACGAACGCUACAAUCAAACCAAGAUCUUGAUGCAAGAAAUGCCGAUUCCCACAAGUCACGAAGUUCGUCCUGGAUUGUUUCUCAUUCACUUGACUGAAAAUGACAUUAAAAAGGGGGAACAGAAUGUUUACCUCAGGAAAUGUGAUUUCUAUCCUUACACAUUGAUUUUUGAAUGCCUUGAAGGCUCACAAGAACCUGUCAUGCUUUCAUUAAUCAAAUGCCAGUCCAACAAGAUGAAAACCUUGCCAGUGGGCAGCAAAUAUUCAGAUUUGGCCAGAGCUAACCAAGGUAGCAAAUACGAGGAUGACCAACCAGAAUUUGUCUGGAUCUUACACAAUAAAGAACAAAAACCAACGCAUCUUAAACUGCAAUGUAACAACGAUGACGUAGCCAACACGAAAAGAACGUGGGGGCCUGUCAAAUGUCCACUCGACAAGACGUUCGACCUGUGGCUGGAUUUUGGAACGCAGACUCUUGGUGAGAAGACCGUCUUAAACGAAUGGGCAAACUUACUCAUCCAGCAGGACUUUACCGAUGUCGAAUUCAACGUUCAAGGGGAACUGAUGGGCGCUCACUCACCGAUCAUCACGGCCAGCAGCUCCGUGUUGGCCUCGUUAGUUCGCGGCCGUCCGACGAAAGGCAACAAAAAAUCGGUCAAAGUCGUUCACAUUGGUGACGUUGAACCGCAAGUGUUCCAACAAGUUCUUCAUUAUAUAUACACGGGUAGAAUCCCGCUAAUCGAAGAGGAUGGCAUGGCGGAACGAUUAUUCAAAGCAGCAGAUACGUACGGCUUGGAAUCUUUGAAAGAGGAAUGCACGAGGUUCGUGUUUGCUGACCUCGACGAGCACAACGUCGUCGACACUCUUAUCUGGUCAUACAAAAACUCGCUGUUCAGCCUCUACGAUAGUGCACUCAACUUUGCUGUCCAAAACUACGCUCGUGUGAGCUCGCAACCUGAUUGGCAAAAUUUGAUUGACAAUCAUCCGCAGAUCUGUUUGCGAGUGUCGCAAUUGAUGGAUCCCUUGGUGUCUAACACUUUAGCUAAAGAAACUAGAGGCACCUAAUGAUGAUGUUGCAUUUUUACCUUGUAUAUGUACAUUGCGAGAAAAGAAAAACAAAUGUGAUUAAAUGAAAA
Messenger RNA from Daphnia magna, 2322 nucleotides. RefSeq lists its product as uncharacterized. Gene Ontology annotation, biological process: proteasome-mediated ubiquitin-dependent protein catabolic process; regulation of proteolysis. The record is from RefSeq and is a predicted model, not a curated record. NCBI's taxonomy places the organism in Eukaryota, Metazoa, Arthropoda, Branchiopoda, Diplostraca, Daphniidae. The coding region runs from base 86 to 2251 and encodes 721 amino acids. The transcript has 3 exons. Gene Ontology annotation, cellular component: cytoplasm; nucleus. Gene Ontology annotation, molecular function: ubiquitin protein ligase binding.